AGCUGAAAGCACAGGGCGAAAGAAAGAAAUUACGAUGAAUACAUGGACUGUAAUUUCACAAUAUGAAAAUGGUACUCACAUUAGAGACUCUUCUCCCCUUACCGUCUAAGACACAACCAAUCUACACAUCCCGGCUCUUUCUGCGCCCUUUCAAAUGGACCGACUUUGACAAUUUUUACAAACUCCGCACUACGCCAGAGGUCAUGCAAUGGACUAGUCAAGGCCGAAUUGAUGACUUGGUGGACCAGACAAAGCAGUGGAUGAGUUUAUUCAUCUAUGAGAAUGAUGAAGUUCCGCGUCGGAACUAUAACUUUGCUGUGUUUCUAAGAGAUGAAAAGUCUGAUGUUCGGGAUGAGACGCGGUCCGAAGGAGACGAGAAAGAAGGAGAUUUUAUUGGUGUUUGUGGCCUAGUCUGUUUGACUUCGCCACCCAUUUCUCUGCUCCCUAGCUUUGGAUACAUGUUUGUCCCAGAAGCAUGGGGAAAGGGGUAUGGCACGGAAUCCGUACAGGGAUUUAGAGAUGCAUGGUGGUCAACGAUUAGGUCGGGUCUUGACAAAUACGACAAUUCAUCGCUCUCCGCACCUGAAAAUGGCCUUGGAACUUUACGUGCGGUCACUUCGAAAAAGAAUCAAGCCAGUAUCAAAAUCUUACAAAAGUCUGGUUGGACUAUGGAUGACGGGUAUGACGAUGACAGCCAGAAGGAUAUUAAAUGGGUGUUAAAAACGCCAAAACCUUAUGAAUAAUUCUGGCGGAAUAUUUUCAUUUUUGUUGGUAUAAUAGACAUAUAAUUUCAUUCAUUGUGAAUAUAUUCUUCAUGAAUAACUUAUCUGCCUGAUUGGUCGAAUCGGUGACCCGGUGAUUCGGUGAAGUUAGCAACGCCGAUGACAACGUAUAAAUAGCUUAUGGUUAUG
Messenger RNA from Talaromyces proteolyticus, 911 nucleotides. Its product is annotated as GNAT domain-containing protein. The record is from RefSeq and is a predicted model, not a curated record. The transcript has a single exon. Gene Ontology annotation, molecular function: acyltransferase activity, transferring groups other than amino-acyl groups. NCBI's taxonomy places the organism in Eukaryota, Fungi, Ascomycota, Eurotiomycetes, Eurotiales, Trichocomaceae. The coding region runs from base 63 to 743 and encodes 226 amino acids.